AUGGCAGAAGAAAUGAGGGUUCUUCUUCAAGAGAAAGACGAAUGGAAAAUCAGCUUUCGGAAUAAACAUGACUUUAGAGGUUUAGUAGCACUUCAAUUACAACAAGGCAAGACCAUCGAAGCGCUUUUUACAGCUGAGGCGGGGCGAGCACAAGCUCUCGUGGAUCUCAUGGAGUCGCAUUAUGGAGGCAAAAAAUCAUUUCAAUCGUCGUCCAAACUGCAGAUGGAACUGACACUAUCUAACAUUUCAAGCCAUAUUUCGUCACCUACGCUAUUUCUAGACAGAGACAGAGGCAGAGACAGAGACAGAGACGCGUGCGACGAAGCAGUGUAUCUUUGGCUUCUGCUAAAGGGACAGUGUCAGUUUGUGCGAAAGGAAAUCAGUGUGGAGUUGAAAAAAUUGAUUGACCAAACAUACAAUCAGAUUGGUGGUAAGAGAAGAGGUAGGAGCGAUAAUCGUUCCCCGGAUGGGCCAGAAGAUGAAGAAAUCGACGACUUGUCCGAUAGGGGUACAGAGGCGUCUGCAUCGUCAUCACAGCAAGACAAGGGGGGUGCUUUAAAAACGUUGUACGAGUUGCUUAUUGCUCCAAUCUCACAUUUGAUAAAAGGUGAUGAACUCAUCAUUGUUCCUGACGGAUCUUUCUUUCACAUUCCUUAUGCCGCCCUUGUGGACCAGUAUUCCAAGUAUUUGUCUGAAACGCUGAGAAUUCGGCUGGCUCCAUCACUUACCUCCUUAAGAUUACUGGCAGAAUGUCCGGAGGGGCGUCAUAGUACAUCUGGUGCACUACUUGUUGGUAAUCCGUGGGUGGAAACAGUACGCAUUAACCGCAGAAAGUUACCGCAGCUCCCUGGUGCUGAGAAAGAAGUAAAAAUGAUUGGACAGAUUCUCAACAUUGUGCCUCUCACUGGUAAGAACGCUACAAAAGAGCAAGUUUUAAGCAGGCUUAACCCAGUGUCCUUAAUACACAUUGCAGCUCAUGGUCGAACAGAAAACGGAGAAAUUAUUUUAUCUCCUAAUCGUGCUAGUGUGGACAGACCAAAACAGGAGGACUUUCUUUUGACGAUGACAGAUGUAUUGGCUGCAAAACUGCACGCCAAGCUUGUUGUAUUAAGCUGCUGUCACAGUGGGCAAGGGCCAAUCAAAGCCGAAGGAGUGGUUGGUAUCGCACGUGCCUUUUUAGGAGCCGGUGCUCGUUCUGUUAUCGCGACACUGUGGGCGAUUGACGACGAAGCCACUCUGGAGUUUAUGAGACACUUUUACGAACAUUUGGUAGCAGGGCAAAGUGCAAGUAAGUCGCUUCAUCAGGCUAUGAAAUGUAUACGGGAGUCUGGGGAAUACAAAGCUGUGAAGCAUUGGGCCCCUUUUGUGCUGAUUGGUGAUGACGUGACAUUGAAUUUCAGCCAAUGA
This is a messenger RNA of Porites evermanni, 1407 nucleotides long. The record is from the annotation of a GenBank genome assembly. Lineage: Eukaryota; Metazoa; Cnidaria; Anthozoa; Scleractinia; Poritidae.